AUGUCUCACAACGAAGCUGGAUCGGAUGCCACUGUGCAGCGGCCAAAAAAGCUCAUCUUCGCCCCCGGAGACAUUGAAGCUGGAGCCGAGUCCCCAAGUCCCGCUACUCCCCCGACACAAACACCCGCUCCAAUUCCCACCCGUCUAGUCCAAGCCGAAGCCCUCCGCUCCGAAACCUCGACGCCCAGCUCCACGACCGAAAGCCAGAUCCUCUCCCAUGCGGCACGAGCACACCAAUUCGUGACCAACCCUCCCCUCACGGUAUCCCAGCUCCACGGCACCAACCCGCUACAUCAAUUCCACACCUGGUUCCGCGACCCGCGGUUGCCGGCGAGCUCGGCGCCCGAGACGUGCACGCUCGCUACGGCCGAGCUUCCAUCUGGCCGGAUCAGCGCGCGUACUGUAUAUCUCAAAGAACUUGAUGAGCGCGGGUGGGUGGUGUACAGUAACUGGGGUAGUCGGGAGGGUAAGGGCGGGCAAGUAUUCGGACGACGGGCAGCGGCCGAUGGCGAAAACGCACCAGGCGCGAUUCCCGAGCCUGACGAGAUACAAGAGGGACCAGAUGCAGGCAAUAAAUGGGGCGCGUUGACUUUUAGCUGGUCGACUACUGAGCGACAGGUUCGGGUGGAGGGUAUGCUGGAGCCGCUUUGUCGGGAGGAGAGCGAAUUGUACUGGCGCACGAGAGAGCGUGGCAGUCAAAUUGGCGCUUGGGCUAGCUGGCAGAGUCGUGUGCUCUGGUCUGCUGAACCGGCUCAGCUGGCGGCGCACCAGCGGCGCAAGAGCGUGGCUAAGUUGCAGGCGUCGGCGGGAUCUGUGACUGGCGCUGAUGUCCCUGCCGAUAUCGACUUGACGGAUAUCAACGACGGCCGGGCAUUGCUUGAGCAGCGUGUUCGGGAGGUGGAGGAGCGGUUUGCCGGUGUCAAGGAGAUUCCUCUGCCUCCUUUCUGGGGUGGUGUUCGUCUGGUGCCAGAGUCGGUUGAGUUCUGGCAAGGCCGUCGGAGCCGAUUGCACGAUCGAUUCCGGUAUGUACGUGUUGAGGGUGAAGGCGAGGAGGUUCAAUGGCAGUUGCAGAGACUCUCGCCAUGA
Molecule: messenger RNA, 1086 nt
Organism: Penicillium cataractarum
Lineage: Eukaryota; Fungi; Ascomycota; Eurotiomycetes; Eurotiales; Aspergillaceae
Product: pyridoxamine-phosphate oxidase PDX3
Exons: 2
Coding region: 1-1086 (361 amino acids)
Biological process (GO): pyridoxine biosynthetic process
Molecular function (GO): pyridoxamine phosphate oxidase activity; FMN binding
Source: RefSeq, a predicted model, not a curated record